AUGGUAUCAACACCAGGUGCAGGGCCUAGCAGACCAACCCCUCCACAGAUACAAUCGCAACCUUUACCGCAACCUCAUUCACAAUCACAUCAUCGCUCACAAUCACAGUCACAAACACAGUCACAGUCCAACGCGACGCAACCUACAAGGCCACCCAAACGGCUGAGAACAAGGCGUGCUUGCGAUUAUUGUAGAGAACAUAGGAUAAGAUGCGAGUACACCAAUGGAAGCGAACAAGGCUCCUGUGCCCAUUGCGAGAACUUCGGUAUCCCCUGCAUGAAAGUUGCAGAAGCCCCGCCAGAUGAAAGACCACGCGCAGCCAAAAUGCAGAAGAGCGGCGGAGGAUCAUCAGCAAGGGAUGAGUCUGCGACUAUGAGUGAAUCACCGAGGGCUUUGAUUCCAGGUACUGUAACAGAUCAUCUAUAUCUGGGUCCAACAUCUUUCUCUCAGCAAGUCCAUCACCAUUUCUCCGGCACGCCUUUCGCCCUGGAUCAACUCCGAUAUCUAGAAGAGAAAUUGGAACUAUCCUACGAUGUUUUUCAGUGGGCCAAAGGCACGGGAUACCUCGUUGGUAGCAGGGGGAACAUGGCUAGCUCGCCUUUACCCGUUUCUCCUCAGAACCGUCGGAUCAAUCAAAGUAGCGCACCUACUUUUUCAAGAAUCAAUGAUAAGAUAGUUGAAGAGAUUGGUGGUAUCACGAUGUGGAACAAAUUCUGUCAUGGUCAAAUUGUACCUAAUAAUAUACAUGUUCCAUCGGUGAUGUAUCAAGCCCAAACUCGGAUAAUCCCUGUGUGGCCAGUAGCUUCAGUCCACGAGAGUCUGGGCUCUGAGGGACCGACAGAAGAGUUUUUACAGACUUUCAUCACCCAUCAUCCGGAAUCAGCGCCAAUAACCCCGCCCCCGCGCGCAACUCGGCUGGCGUUAUGCACUCUCGCAGCUAUGUCACGCGAUGUCCCCUCCAACAUUCGCGAGUCCUUGCUAUCAGCUCUCAAUGCAGCUGUGGAUGCCCAUGACUUCGCCACCAGCUCGCUAUCUACGGUCCAGCUUUUACUUCUGCUUAGUGUCAAUGAUGUGUUGGCAAACGAGAUUGGCAGGCCAGGUAGGGCGGUAUACAACGCGACUAGAAUGGCUACGGAAAUCGCUCUGCAUCGUAAUGUGUCACCCACCUUCUCUGCGGUUUCUCAUCUGCAUCGUCGAGCUCGAGUCUGGGGUGCUUGCAUCAUCGCAGAUCGAUGGUGCUCGGUUCGACAGGGUCAGAUGCCCAGUCUCGAUCUGUCUCAUGCAGAUGCACCUCUCCCCUUCUCCUAUCCAGAUCAUGUUGUAGAGCCGGACCUCACUCUAACACCAUGUUUUAUGUUCCAUCUUGCUAUGACACGUUUGGCGGAGUUGUUAGGCCGAGCAUAUCACCUGACUGGUACACCUGCUGGACUCGCACGAGCUGAAGACCUCAAGCUAUUAUUGUGGCAGAGAGAUUUUGAAGCAUGGGUAGAAGGGCUUCCCGCUCAGUGGCCAUACUCAUUCCGACUGGAAACCCCAGAGGCAGCUUCCAUUUUGAGUCUGCUGGCGGUCUCAGUGUUAUAUACGUUCCUUCAACCAUUCUUUUGGCCUACUGCUCCUAUACCACCCAAUCUGGCAUAUCGACCGCCAGCAAAGAUGAUGGAAGACUUGCAGAGUAGAUCGACAGCAGCGAUAAAUUGGGUCAGUGGACCGGGGCAGUAUUACUUGGAUAUCUGGCCAAUGCUCAUACACCCAUUUCUGAGCUGUCUGCUUGUACAAGCCAAAGGUCUGCGUUCUGGUGAUCCCCUAGCUGCGGUCAUGUUAGACACCGGUAUUCAGAGCAUACAGAGUUGGGCGGAAUGUGGACCGAACCGAUCACUCAUGCAUCUACCUCGCGAUGCUAUCUCGAAAACAGUAGAAAUCCUCAAGACAGAACAAGUCUUAGUAUUUCCUUGGAUACCGGCUACCAUCAGUAACUGGAUGACGGAAAUGAAUCUGUAG
Molecule: messenger RNA, 1998 nt
Organism: Kwoniella mangroviensis CBS 8507
Lineage: Eukaryota; Fungi; Basidiomycota; Tremellomycetes; Tremellales; Cryptococcaceae
Exons: 11
Coding region: 1-1998 (665 amino acids)
Biological process (GO): DNA-templated transcription
Cellular component (GO): nucleus
Molecular function (GO): DNA-binding transcription factor activity, RNA polymerase II-specific; DNA binding; zinc ion binding
Source: RefSeq, a predicted model, not a curated record